AUGGAGGUGGUCCUGAUGCAAGGGCUGCUGCUUUUUCUCCCCUUUGCAGCCCUCUUGCUCUACCAGUACAGUGCCACUGUCCAGUACUUCUGCAAGAUGGCCUUCUUCAACUGCUGGCUUGCAGCUAUGGCAACCUUCCUCUCCCCCUAUGCUGCUCUUCGGGGACGUACUGUGGAGAACAUGAAGAUCCUGCGUUCUGCUAUCCUGCCCCUCAAACACUGCUUUGGCAUCAAGAUUCGGGUGUUGGGAUCUGAGCAUCUCAACUUCAAGGAGCCCUAUGUGAUGGUUUGCAAUCACCAAGCUUCCCUUGACCUUAUGUGCAUGGUGGAGAUCAUGCCCGAUCGCUGUGUGCCCAUUGCCAAGAAGGAGCUCAUGUACAUGGGCACUGUGGGGUUGGCCUGUUGGCUCAGUGGCAUUAUCUUCAUCAAUCGCCAGAAAAGAGGAGACGCUAUCGAUGUCAUCACCCAGACCGCCAGGACCAUGCGGCAUGAGAACCUCCGGGUGUGGAUUUUCCCUGAAGGCACCAGGAACCAGGAUAAAUCCAUGCUGCCCUUUAAGCGUGGGGCCUUCCACUUGGCUGUGCAGGCUCAGGUUCCCAUUAUACCCGUCGUGAUCUCCCCAUAUGGGAACUUCUUCAGCUCCAAGGAUAAAAAAUUCAUCCCUGGGACAUGCACCAUCCGAAUCCUCCCUAGGAUAGAAACCCAGGGUUUGAGCCCAAAGAACGUCCCUGAUUUGACAGAGACUGUCCGCAUGGCCAUGGUUGAUGCCUUCUCUGAGAUGUCUUCAAAUACCUGUGGGAACCAGCAAUCCAAGCAGCCUGCCCUCCAAUGCAGUGUUGGGGCCAAUGCUCUUGAGGGGACAGGCAGCCCACGACAUGAGGAGGAUGUAACUGGGAUCAGCAACUAG
Tinamus guttatus (white-throated tinamou) is the source of this 906-nucleotide messenger RNA. RefSeq names its product 1-acyl-sn-glycerol-3-phosphate acyltransferase alpha. Gene Ontology annotation, biological process: phosphatidic acid biosynthetic process. The record is from RefSeq and is a predicted model, not a curated record. Gene Ontology annotation, molecular function: 1-acylglycerol-3-phosphate O-acyltransferase activity. Lineage: Eukaryota; Metazoa; Chordata; Aves; Tinamiformes; Tinamidae. Gene Ontology annotation, cellular component: membrane; endoplasmic reticulum.